This is a messenger RNA of Patiria miniata (bat star), 8953 nucleotides long. It is a transcript of the gene adgb, whose product is annotated as androglobin-like. Gene Ontology annotation, molecular function: oxygen binding; calcium-dependent cysteine-type endopeptidase activity; heme binding. Lineage: Eukaryota; Metazoa; Echinodermata; Asteroidea; Valvatida; Asterinidae. Gene Ontology annotation, biological process: proteolysis. The record is from RefSeq and is a predicted model, not a curated record. The transcript has 46 exons. Bases 1597 to 7755 code for a protein of 2052 amino acids.
GACAACACUGAUUUCGGGAUGAUCCGCUAGACAAACACAAACUCCUUUUGUGAGUCUCCUUGAGAUACCGAGGAGGGUUUUACUGGGCCCUCCCUACGCAUAGCUCCUCUGUAGUGACUCUUUCGCAUUAUUUGUUUGCUUCGGCAAAGUAGUACAGCGUUUACUAGAAUAUCCUGUCAUGUCGUUCAUACCGUUCCACGCAGUUAGAAUUUCGAUGUAAGAAGUCAGCGGGAUGAAGUCCAACUGAGACACAUAUCUUAUGCCGUAUGUUGACAUUAAGAGCGGAGACUGAUACCUCAUUGCAGCGACAACUUCACAUUUUUGGAGAUAUUAACAUCUUGCAUCUCUUAGCAUCCACGAAUUAAGGGCAUCUAUUCCUACCGCCAUGAUCUGAUCAACCACAGAGCAAGGACCAACCGACCAACUUGACAGGAGGAACAAGAAACAUUUAACAAAUGUUGUGAAGUACUAUUUGUCAAUAUUGGAACCAAGUUGACUAGCCUCUUAAUUGGAUAAUUUGGCGAGGCCGGUCGUAAACUGUCGCAGAGCGCCCAACUAAAUAAACACAACUAAGUGAGACAUCAAAAAGAAGCCAACUUCAGUUGUCACUCUUCAAACGUCCACCAGCGGGUCUUCCAUGACAUCUUUUGUUGAAAUACUUCAUCGGCUGAAGAAUUCCUCAGAGCCCCUCGGGCUGGUAUUUUUUUUGCUCUUUUAGGAGCUCCUUGAUAAGCAACUCUUUCUUGAAGAACUUUAUGUGUUUGUAAACUUUGUAUAAGUCGUUGUUAGGAACAGCUUGUUUGUUGUAACAAAAAGGAGGUGACUUCAUGCAUGGUCAAGACGCAGGAAUUAAUUUUCUCUCUCUCUUCAAACAACCAGCUUCAAAAAGUCAGAAAAGUAAAACUGAAACCACCCACAUUCACCAAAGGUCAUUUGUGCAGACUUGUCUUGAUUUACAUGCAUGUAAAAAGGUGUUCAUUUAAUCAUUUUUAACUUCCGAGUGAACAAUAUUCAAGGAAAACUUGAUAUGCACACGGGCCAGAAGUAAUCGACCUCGCGAGGAGUGACUUUCAGGUGGAGAAGUCGGUUACCAAGUUACGGUCACUAAACCCCAACCGGGUAACUCGAGUCAGCAAUCGUUGAUCAAGUCUACAAGCUCCCCGUGUAUACUCCGACAUUUUCUCCAUCGUUUGAGAGAAAAUCUUGUUUAUUUGUUGGACAGGACAGAAGUUGACUUUGCUUUGUAGGCCUAUACCUGACUAAUCAAUGACAAGGCUGUUCUCGGGAAACUUGAGAGACUUUUGUGCAGUCUGAUACUCUGUUUACAUGAACUCAGGCGGAAAACCAUUCUCUCUCACAUGGCAGAUUGAUAAUACUCAAGAAAUUAGAAUUCGCAGAUGAACAAUCUCCUUGCAAGUUCUCGGGUUUUCCUGUAUCACCACAUCAUCACAGCUGCAGGAUUAUCUGGAUCCACAUAAAAGAUUAAACAGGCUAAAUUUGAACCACAUACAGGAUUUUGCAGUUAUAUUCUGUAACUGUACAAGGAUUAAUCUAAACCAUCUCUAACUUUGAAAAAGAAAGUUUGUAUUUCUGAAGAUGUCACGAGCUCGGGACCGUCGAGGUGCGCUCGUGCGCACCCCAACAACCCAGAACCUCCCCGGCUCCUUCACCUCAGGACAGGCCCAGGGCACAGCCUACCACCGCGACGUCACCUACCCAACCCUCCCGAUCACCCUGGACGAGAUCUACGACCGUGCGGCCAAGUACACCGACAAAUUGUUAGCACGACCGGUGUUUUAUGUGGACACCGAGGAUGGGGAGGAAGCCGCACCGGCCGGUCUGCCAUUACCACCGCCUGGGGCUGCCCGUGCCCGCGGCCGCUCACAAUUGUCCGAGAAACGGAUGUCUCUGGCGACCUCUCCGUUCCCCGGUGGUUCGCAGACCGAAGACAGCAUCAAGAGGCCCGGGUAUGACCGCCGUCGAGCAGUGGGCUUACCGGGGGCUGGUUAUGACGGGGCCCGGCGGCUUUCUGGCCCGGGGUCUGAGAGGGGUUUUGUCCCGCCUGGCGGCCACGAGGGUCGUAAGAGCGGGCUCAGCAUUUCAAAUGUACCGCCAUCGAUCGCUGAAGACGAAGCUGCAUCCAUCGCUGCCAGUGUGGUCGGCUCGCAGGAAGGCAGGAAACAAAAGCUAGUCAUCUGGCCGGAAUGGAACGAUACAGACGUAAACGCAGAAAAAUGGGAUGCACCACACAAAGGCAAAGAGAAGGAGAAAGGGAAGAGCCCAAGCAGCAUGCAACAUUUCUUUGAUGACCCCGAGGGGCGUAUCGAGAUGCCGCCCUCCCUCAGGACGAGGAUUGACCACGUUGAGCGGCCCCAGGACUUCAUCACGGACAAGCUGCCGGUCAUCUUUGACCCUGACAACGGCAUGGACUUUGACCUUCUCAGUGCUAACUCACACAUCAAUGAUUGUGAGACGAUGCGUUGGAUCAUCAGCCAGAUCACCAACCUCUGGCGUGUCUCCGUCGCCGACCGUAACGAGCCUGAGACAUCGACCACGUCGGUCAUCGGGGGCGUGGCCCGCAACUGGCGCCCGUGGGACCACAUCUUUGCCCUGUGUCGGGUGGGGAAGGGACCCCACCAGCCCCAGUAUAACCCCCACGGCAAAUACAUCGUCCGACUCUAUUGGAUGGGUUGUUGGCGUAAAGUGACUAUUGACGACACGGUGCCGUUUGACGACAACGGCAACAUGCUGCUCCCAGCCACCACGCUGCAGCAUGAGCUGUGGCCCAUGCUGCUCAGUAAAGCACUCAUCAAAGUCAUAUCACUGGAUUAUGCUUCUGGUAACAGUAGCUGUGAGUUUGGUGAUGUGAGCGUGAUCCACGCACUGACAGGCUGGUUGCCAGAGACCAUACCACUGCAGGCACUUUACGGACAGAUGAAACACGCUCUGCCGACAAAGGCAGGAGGGUUGGAAGGAACAAACCCAUGUGGAACGUUCUGUGACACAAUCGGCAACAAUCUGAGGCCGAAAGAAUUUCCUUGGAAGAAAGAACAAGCUGGCGAAGGAGGGUACGGUCAUCUAGACAAAGUCUGGCAUCUCUUGAAACAAAUCCUGCCAGAAUUCAAACUUCCGGACCUGGAGGAACAAAUUAAAGACUCUGACGUAGACGGUGCUGGGAAGAAGGACAGCAAGCCAGACGAGGUCUCCUCCACGACCAAGGAAUCGCGGAAAGAUGAGAAGACGGGCAAAGAGGGAAAAGAAGGCAAAAGUGAUAAACCGGAGAAAGGAGGCAAAGAAAGCAGUCACAAGGAGCACAAGGAGGAUAAGAAAGACAAGAAGGAUAAAGACAAGGAUAAAGACAAACGACCAAUUGACAAGGACGGGCAGUUAGAUAAGGACCAGCCUUCCCCUAUCAUACCUGAUACACCCCAGGUAGCGGUCUUUGUCAGCUACCAGCAUCCACCCAAAGUGCCUAUCCGAAUAUCUGUCCUGGGAGAAAUGGCCGACGCAUCGGAGCGUCUCAGACAAGCCGGUCUGUCCCACGUCAAUCCUCACCCCUUACUCAUCACCCAGACCCGAUCCUGCCCCCUGGUGGCUCCCCCACCACCCCCUAAGAUCCCGGCAUGGAAGAUGAUCAGACCCAAGAAGAAGAAAGUGGCACCCACGGACGAAGCAGCCGAGCAAGAGGUCAAGAAACCAGAACAGUUUGUCCAGCUGACCUCGCCCUACGUUAACUACAAAGUCAGCCCCAUACCCAUCCCAACCGAUAUCAAGCGUCCAAGGUCCUCCUUAUCCCGCGGCGGUUCUCGUACUGGUGGGGCCUCCUCCUCCAUGCUGGAGAUCCAUGAGGUUGAUGAGAACGCUCCGGAGAAGUCCGAAGAGGAAGAAGCAAAGGCCGAGGAGGAACGCAAGGCUGCCAUGGAGCAGAAGAGACUGCAAGAGAUGAGCAUGAAGUCAGAGACUAGAGAAAGUCUCUUCUCUGAGAAACCACCUGAUGUUAUAUCACCGGUGCCCACCUCGUGUGCCUCGCCAACCAAUCGCCGCAAGUCAUCAGCUGUCGUCAAGCGUGCCGACAACAAGAGCCCCAAAGUUGAAAAUGACAAGGACAAGGAGAAGAGUGCUAGCCCAACUCGCAAGAAGUCGGCCCGUAAGGUAAUCAAAGGUGCCGAUAAGACUCCAGCCAAGGCUGAGAUGAAGGUGGUUGUCAAGGAAACCAAGGUGGAAACCAAGGAGAAAGACUCAUCGGACAAAUCAGAGAUCGGUUCCCUGAAGCCAGGUGAUGAGAUGACUGACACCCUAUCAGUGGUGACUGGGGCAGGGGAGGGGCUAGGCUCAACGAUGGAUGGGGAGGCAGGAACGGCCGAACCACCCAAGGAGGAGGUCAAGGUUGAGAAGAUGGUGCCCAAGGAUAUCUGGAUGGACUUUGAAGACUUCUGCAAAUGCUUCAAGACUCUGUACAUCUUCCACAAGCCAGCUACCUACAUGUGCAACCACAGAGUAUCAGAUCUCAAGAAACUGGAAAAAUAUCUCAAAAAUGCCCAGCUUGAGGUUGCACCAUUGACUAAUAUGCUACCCACCUAUUCCAGUCGGCGGAGUGACGUAUCUCAGGGUGUGCAGCCCACAGGCAGCAAGAAGUCUGCGGCCCCCGGUGGACCUAACCCCAGCGCCUCCAUGACGUCACAGACCCCGGCUAGGAUCCCCUUCAGCCCGUCGCCACAACACCACGAAAAAGACAAGACUCCUUUGGAUGACCGAGCCCCGCACUAUUUCUUCGUGGAUAACUUGGAGACCACGGAGAUCAUCGUGAGUUUCUCCUCGCUGUCUCGGUGGCUGGAACCCCCACUGGAGCCCCCCAAGACCUCCCACAGCUCCACCAGAGAGAAGGACAAACACAAGGAUGCUGAAUCAGUGGCUGGAUCCAGCAGCGUAGCGGACGGAGUCGCCCUGACAAAGGAACCCCCCACCGCCCCUACCAUCACCCCCAAUACUCCAGGCCUCCUGGUGGCCGAGCCUUAUUCCUGGAAGAGCCUGAUCGUAGGCCAGCCAAUCCUACGCAUCCGUACCACCUCCACCAAGGCCGCGGCCCUCACCUUACCCCCCGGCCGACACGUGUUACGGUUCACCAUGAGCGCCCCCUUGGGUUACCAUGUGCACCUGUGCUCGACUGUACCAUUCGUGUAUGGGGAGGAGGAAACGGUCAUGACGCACCUGGUCAAGGAGAGUUGUCGUUUUGUAGACCAUGCCAGCCAAUUAAUGCGAGCCAUCGGUAACGUCAUCCAGCAAGUGGACAACGCAGAAACCCUCAAGGAAGCCAUGACGACCAUGAACAACAUCCACUGCCCUGUCAGGAAAAACAGGGAGCCCGUCCUACACAACUUUGAUGUUUUUGGGGAGUCUCUCUUCCUGACCCUUCGUAAGGCCUUCGGGGAGAACUUCACCCCCGAGAUUGCCUACGCCUGGAAGGUCUUCACCUUGGACGUCACUUCCAAGACGGUGUCCGGCAUCAACUACGCUGGCAGCAGACCAGGAGGCACAGCGUUGGCUCCAGAAAGCAGGCCAGAUGAAAUUGCCGCACACGAAUCUACAGCUACGGCCGCCUCCAGAAAGUCCGCCAAACUCAAGAAACGUGAAGUGCCUGACACAUGGCAGAACAGAGAGCCUUCUGAGGACGAGAUGGACGCAGUCACUACCAUCUCUAAACACUGGAGGAGUUACUUCAUCCGCAAGAUAAGAGCUUCAAGAACACCAGGAUCUGAGGAGAACCUACAGGCCAAGGAACAGCUCUUGAAAGUCUGGUCAACCCUAGAGGCCAACUUUGAACAACACUCAUUACAUCUUUUCAGGACUAUGUUCAAGAUAGAUCCUGAUAUGAUGCCAGAUUUCCCCUUCUAUCAGGAUGAAUGGAACCGCAUCUCCUAUGCGGAUUUCCAGGGCACCUACCAAGAACAACCUGUCAACUCGUGGUUUGUCGUCUUCAGGGAUGUGUUCUAUGUACAGGAACCCAUGUUGGUUGUCCCCAAGCUCUACGUGUCCAUUCCAACCUGCAUGCUGCGAGUAAUCGAUAACGAUACAGGUGAAGAGAUUCCAAGGGUCUUCCAGCGUGUUGCUCCAUACGAAUACAAACGCAAUAAGAGAGGCUACACGUUUGUUGCCGAGGCGCGUACCAUCGACCUUCCCUUACCCAGCGGCAAGUGGAGGAUGCGUCUGAUUGGCUCGUCAAGCCCGCUGCCUCAGCCCAGCAGGGAUCAUCCUAAUAGUAACUUCACCGUCCGUGAGAUCAGGGAUUACUACAUCCCUAACAAAGAGGACAUUAUCAUGAGGUACGUCGUCAAGCCCCAAGAGGACCACGUCGCCAGUGUCCAGUUCAGCACCUCCAAGCCGGACGUCUACGUCAAUCUACAAGUCUUGGACCAUGAGGAGGUGAUGGCAACCACAACGGGGAAAGGACACGCCGUCAUUCCUGCCUUCACCUUCCAUCGGGAUAAAGAGCCGGGGGAGGAGGAGAGACGGUCGGGAAGCAGAGUGUCUGUACUGGGCCGGGGAGCCAAGCCCCACCACGGUAGUUCGUCAAGCUUGAACUCUGCCAGGAAACGCCAGCCCUCGGCCAGCAGUCACGAUGGAAGAGCCUCGAGAGCUAGCAAGGGAUCUACAGAUAGAUUUGAGGAAGGAGGCGACGACACAGAAUUCAGGCCUCAUAAGUACAUCAUCCAGGCUAAGGUCCUGCGUAAGAGUUGGCCUUUGUCUGAGAGCAGCUGGGCGUUUGUGCAGGUGCUGAAAGAUCUGGAAAAGAACGAUCUGAAAGCCAAUAAGGAGCGGCCGGCCUCACCGGGCAAGGAGGGGGGCAAAGGACCCACCACCAAAGGAGAGAAGAAAGGUAAAGGAAAGGACAAAGGGAAAGACAAGGAUAAAGACAAAGACAAGGAUAAAGGCAACACAUCUAGACCGCCGUCCCAGCAGUUUGACUUCACCAAGCCUAACUGGACGCUACGGGUUGUGCUGGAUCAAACACCAACGGAGGAGGUUGAGAUCAAGCGGGACACGGAGCGUCAAGACGAGAUCCGUGCCAUGAAGCAGGCCUGGGAGGCAGCAGAGCCAGGCAGGGCGGCCAAGGCACAGGCUGCUAGGGAGAAAUUCCUCAAGGAACAUCUCAUCAAGGUGGAGACGGAGGAAGAUGGAGAGGAGAAGACAGAACAAGAGACUGAAGUCGGGCCGCCGCAGACUCCAGCCUCAGAGAUCGAGCAUCUACCAUCAGAGGCUGUUCUAUCAAACGAACCCCCUCCCCCACCCCCACCCAAAGAAAUCCUGCGAACGAUAGACCUCACACCUUACAUUAGACCAGUCAACUUCACUGGUGAGCCGCGUCUCAAGGACGAAGCAGAGAUUGAGAGACAGACACAGGUCAAGCAGGAGGAGGUCAGACGCUAUCGAGCCUUCCGGGAAUCCGUCAUGGAGGCUAGGGAAGAAGAUAAACGAGAGAGGAACUUGACCAAGGAACGACAGCUACAGAAAUGCACCGAAUUACAGACAUCCUUGGACGAGCGCAGACUGCAGGUGAACGAGCCACGGGAGGCUUUCCGUCAGAAGUUCCUGGAGGCUGAGAGGAAACGUCUUGAGGAGAUUGCCGCGGCCGAGGCGGCGCUGAAAGCCGAGCAGGAGAGGAAGAGGUCGCCGUCGCCCAAGGGACGGAAGAGCCCUAAAGGGAAGAAGAGUCCCAAUAAGAAGGGAGGGAAAAGUGCUAAAGGAAAGAAGAAAUAAACUUAGUGAAGUUUUUGAGAAGCUGGAAAGAUCAAGAUUGAUGCACACUGGCUGUUUUCCUGGUCAACCUCUGGAUCUUUUUUUCUUCAAAGCAUUAACUUUUUCCGUUCUUUAUAAUGUACUUUUAAGAUUCAUGGUUUUGUAAGCAAUCUUUUGAAAUUCAAAUGAAUUGAUAUGAAUUUUAUAUUUGAAAUGUUGUUGGGGAUUUCAUUGGUAUUCCAAAAUAAUUUGUUACGAGAAAGUGUGUGAAUCCAUUCCGUCCACUAAUUUGGUUUCUCCAAAUACACAUUGAGAUUCUUGUCAAAAACACAUUGAGAUUCUUGUCAAAACACAUUGAGAUUCUUGUGUUAGAAAGUCCAUUAAGUCUGAAAUCGCAAAGUUGAUUGUCACAAAAGGCAGAAGUUAUGUAAAAGGUGUUCACUUUAUGCUAAAAACCCCCACUCCUAUGGACGUGGUAGAGUCUAUCUGACUAUGGUUCCCCCUCUAGGAUAAUGUGGAUUGGUCCACAAAGUCACUGGUACUACACUGUUCAAGUUUCACUUAAUUCUCAUUCAAAUGAGCUCCACCUAGUUCCCUUAAUCCCUAGUUUGUGCCAGAUAUGUGGGAUUUGUGUAAUCCCUUCAUAAAGAAUAUAGGUUCUGGACUCGGCUAAUUCAAAACCUUCAGAGGUUUGGAAUUUUAUGUUGAUUUCUCGGUGGGUUUGGCCAUAGUUGACAUGCAUUUGAAGGGAGUGGUUCUGCAAAUGGAAAUUUUGGUCAUCCGUUUGUUGCGCAGAGUUACAAGUCAGUACAGUUACCAAAAGUAAGUAAGAUUUUUCUUUGCCGACCUCUUGGAAUAAAGAGGAAAUAGUUCAUGAAAUUCAGGUCGUGGAUUUUAAUUGUAAUAUACCAUCCAAGACAUUGUACAAAGUGUUUAUGAGAUUUUGUAUAUAUUCCGUCCAUGUUGUGUAUUUCUAUUUUCAAGGCAAUAUGUUAACAUUUUCAUCAAAUUUCAGAAGGGUAAAUUUUGAUUCUUGUUUUCUAUAAGCCUUAAGAUUUCUAUUUUAUGUUGUUGGGUUUCUGACUUAAGCAUUAAUUUAUGUCACUAUAAAUUUUAGCACCGUUGAAGUGCAAGUUCAACUGUAUAGUGGGGUUUUAAAACAAAACCUGUACAUUUUACACCUGGUUUGUGUGAAUAAAAUACAAUUGAAUAUCGGAAA